Messenger RNA from Necator americanus (New World hookworm), 870 nucleotides. RefSeq lists its product as uncharacterized. The record is from RefSeq and is a predicted model, not a curated record. NCBI's taxonomy places the organism in Eukaryota, Metazoa, Nematoda, Chromadorea, Rhabditida, Ancylostomatidae. The transcript has 6 exons. Bases 1 to 870 code for a protein of 289 amino acids.
AUGAAAAUCCAUACCACGCCAGAUUCGUGGGGUGAUGCCUUUGAAGGCAUCACCCCACGAAACUGGGGUGGUACGGGUUUCAGCCGGGUAAUGCCUAUACGAAGUCGUGGAUUGUGGUUUAUUCCUAAGAAAUUCAAACCACUCGAUAGAGAAGCACGUGCGUUCGUCAAACUGCGCUACAAGGACAUCGCAAAAUAUAUAAUUUGGCCGGAGUGUCGACUGGAAGAUGGAUUGUGCAGCAAAGUCAAUGUAGUAGUUCGCGAGCAUCUAUCUAAACGAGCACCACCAAGCCCCGAUCCACGAACAGUAAUAAACGAAGCUGUGAUGGAAGAUCAUCGUUCACCUUAUCUUCCUUGUACAAUAAAUAAUGACUCGAUUAUAACAGAUGACAAGCCUUCUACUCGGCAAGUGGAGUUGAGUCCCAACCUAGUCGGGGAGGUGAUAAAAGAAGACUUUAAAGAGAGAAGAGCAGAAGUAUUGGCUGAAGCUGCAGAGGCGGGACAGAGUGUUCGUUACGCCCGUCGGAACUUUGCCAAUCCUAAAACAAUAAUGACUGCUCACCGAAUCCCAGAUAUAACAACUACAGCAUCGAGAAGAGGGAUGGAAAAGGUCAUUCACAACUUCUACUCAGAUCUCUUCGACAGCCACAUCCACUUGCCUCCUCACCAUCUGAGGGAAUAUGGAUAUGUCAUUCCAAGGGUCCUCCCUUCCGAAGUCCAACAUGCCAUCAUGUUGGUGAAGAAUCGUGCCUCACUCGAUCCCGACAGAAUCAACCCUGAACAUCUGAAUUACCUACCGCCAGUCAUCAUCAGCACACUGGCGAGGCUCUUCACUCGUUAUCUGUCGGAAUGCAAGGUUCCUAAGCAAUGA